Messenger RNA from Mya arenaria, 1041 nucleotides. RefSeq names its product beta-1,3-galactosyl-O-glycosyl-glycoprotein beta-1,6-N-acetylglucosaminyltransferase-like. Gene Ontology annotation, molecular function: acetylglucosaminyltransferase activity. The transcript is spliced from 5 exons. Bases 1 to 1041 code for a protein of 346 amino acids. Gene Ontology annotation, cellular component: membrane. The record is from RefSeq and is a predicted model, not a curated record. NCBI's taxonomy places the organism in Eukaryota, Metazoa, Mollusca, Bivalvia, Myida, Myidae.
AUGCCGUCAAAUGAUGAUAAGUAUGGUAAUUUAACGUCGAACUGUACACACUUUGUGACACACAGAGGAUACAUCACAGACGCAUUUACAGAGGAAGAGAAACAGUUUCCGAUUGCUUUCAGUAUUCUGAUACAUACGGAAGUUAAGCAGGCUGAAACACUUUUACGUGCGAUAUACCGACCCCAGAAUCUUUACUGCAUUCACGUGGACACGAAAAGUAGUGCAGCGUUUUAUGAAGAAAUCCUUGCAAUUUCAUCUUGUUUUGACAAUGUUUUCUUGAGCUCUCAAAGGUUUGACGUGAAAUGGGGCACAAUGUCGGUCUUAGAACCAGAAAUUGAAUGUAUGAAGGAUCUUUGGAACAAAAGUGUGUCUUGGAAAUACUUUAUAAAUUUAACUGGCCAGGAAAUUCCAUUGCGAACAAACUUGGAACUUGUAAAAAUACUUAAGGCCUACAAUGGUGCAAAUGAUAUCUACGCAACAGUUAAAUGGGUUAACACGGAACGUUUGUCGAGUGCUGGACCAGCCCCUCAUAAUAUCCGACCUUCAAAAGGGGCCGUGCACAUAGCAGCCAGUAGGGGUUACGUGGAUUAUCUCCUCCAUGACCAAAGGGCAAAAGACUUACUAGAGUGGACACGAAAAACAGACAUACCUGACGAAACAUACUUUUCUACGCUGAAUAGCAACCCUCAUUUAAAUGUUCCCGGUUCUUAUAAUGGUAGCUUCGUGGCUGACCUAAACGCAACACGCCCCUCUUCAUUCACUCGCUACAAGUUAUGGAUAUUUGACGGGCACGAAGAACACUGCCAGGGGCAGUUUGUGCGAAAUAUCUGCAUUUUUGGCGUCGGAGAUUUGCCAGGAUUAGCCGAAAGUGAAAUGCUAUUUGCCAACAAAUUUUUCCUCGAUUUUCAACCAUUGGCCCGAGAGUGUUUGGACGAACUGUUGAACAAUCGAACGAGGGAGGAACAUUUAGGAAAUCUUUAUUUCAAUGACAGUUUUUAUGCACAGCAAGACUUUGUGAUUAAUCAAGUACGAUUGGGCUGA